ACUCAACGGCCGUCUCGAACUUUCCAGCGUUCACAUUGCCUUUCCCCUUCCUCUCCCCCGUUCCCAGCCUCGCACUCUCACCCAACGCCAAAGGAGCCAAGCGCACACAGCCUUCGCAGCUUGCGCGGACGCAACCCCCGGUUCGUCGAGCUCGAAUCGAGUACGCGCGCGCCCCCGGAUCCAGCGGAGAUGAGCCGCCCACACGACGGGCACAGGUCCUUCUUCCCCGUCGGGAACCCCUUCAGGAUGAUCCUCCCAAGAGGAGCUCACCUUUCCCCGAAGCUCACCGCAGUGCUCACGUCGUACGAGGAUGGCCUGGCCUCGAGCUUGAGGAAGCUCAAGCCAGAGGCUGCCUCGAAUGUGCUCACCCUGUCAUGGAUGAAGCUUGCGGUGGACUGCUUAUCGGAUCUGCACACCAAAAUAGCGACCCUGAUCACCGAGCUCGAGCUUCCUGUCUCGGAUUGGGACGAGAAAUGGGUUGACAUUUAUCUCAAUAGCAGCGUGAAGCUGCUGGACAUCUGCAUCGCUCUGAGCUCAGAGCUUGCUAGGUUGGAUCAAGGGCAGUUGCUGCUGCAGUAUGUCCUGCAUGUGUUGGACUCUGGGAACCAAGUGCCAUCGCAAGAGCAGCUCAAGAGAGCUGAGGCAUCGCUUAAGGAAUGGAUGGAGCGUGCAAGCGAGAGAUCUCCGAGGCUUGAUAAUUGCUUGACUGCAUUACAGGAGCUUUCUGGGAACCUUUGCUUGAUGAAGGUUAAGCAUUCUGCUAAGGGGAGGGUGCUCAUGCGGGCAUUGUAUGGAAUCGAGGCUAUUACGGUCUUCUUCUGCAGUGUGCUUGUAGCCGUACUGUCAGGUAGCUCCAAGCCACUGGUGGAGUUGGAUGUCCCUGAGAAAUUUGGUUGGUCUAAAGCCUUCAGUGAUCUUCAUAAGGCCAUAAGUGGGGAACUUAGCAGCCAACUAUCCAGAGGUCGUGUUGCAGCUGUAAAAGAGCUGGAGAAAGUUGAGGUAUGUGCUAGACAGCUGCAUGCAUUGACUAGCUCUGCUCAGCUUGAUCUUGAAGAGGGGAAUGCCAGCCUGGCUCAUGCUGUUAGCCAUUCAAAGGAAGUGAUCAUGUCAGAUACUACUACAGCUCAGGAAGGAGGCCCUGAGGAUAAUCUUAAGCUGGCUGAGGGCAUUAGCUGUGAGCAUGAAGUAAUCAUGCUGCAUAGUACAGAAGAAGGACUGGAUACAACUGGCACUAAGGAGGAUGCCAAUACUUUCAGCCAUUCAGAGGAAGUGAUAGUGCUUGAGAGAACCAGCGAUGGAGGACACCAAGAUGAUAACGCAAAGCAGGCUACUGGCGUCGGCAGCGAGACCAGUGGCUUGGAAAGGAGAGAGGAGCUGCUGAACUGCAUCUCCAGCAUGUCGAAAAGCACCGAAGAGUUCCGACUGGGGUUGGACUCGCUCUCAAAACGGGUGGGGGACUUCUUCCAGGUCGUGCUUACAGGGCGUGAUGCAUUACUCUGCAACCUCAGGAUUUCAGGUGGGAUCAAGGUCGCCGCCGAGGUCAGGUCUUAGCAUGCUACUUUGUCAUGCUUCUGCCGUGUGAUAUGUGUAUGCACAGCUAGGUGGCUCAUCUUUGUGUGUGGUGCUUCUGACUUCUGGGCCCUGCUCAGCCCCACCAACACUAAGCUGGGGCCAGAUCUCAGGAGUAUAUGUGCCGCUAGUUGCGAUGUGUAAAAGCUUAUAUAUUUAUAUGCCCACAGCAUGGGGCCCUGCGGACCGAGGUUGUGGUAUUGUAGGUUAUUUACAGUUUGCCUCUUUUUGGUCAGUAGUAACUAGAGUACUAGUGUGUUGUUAAGUAAAUAGUGUGGUGUUGCGUUGGUGUUGGUGGAGUGUAUUACGGCGAGAGUAGGGUUAACUGUAUGUAUGCUCAUGUGUGCUGGUAGUGGAGAUGAAAAUGAGUCGGAAAACGUUAAUCCCUGCCUUGCAUAACUUGAACUGGUAUGCCCAACUUUCGGCUUUGUUUUUGGCGCU
Messenger RNA from Panicum hallii, 2010 nucleotides. Its product is annotated as UPF0496 protein 4-like. The transcript is spliced from 2 exons. The record is from RefSeq and is a predicted model, not a curated record. The coding region runs from base 190 to 1551 and encodes 453 amino acids. NCBI's taxonomy places the organism in Eukaryota, Viridiplantae, Streptophyta, Magnoliopsida, Poales, Poaceae. Gene Ontology annotation, biological process: shoot system development; root development.